This is a messenger RNA of Leptosia nina, 498 nucleotides long. The record is from the annotation of a GenBank genome assembly. NCBI's taxonomy places the organism in Eukaryota, Metazoa, Arthropoda, Insecta, Lepidoptera, Pieridae.
AUGGCAACUAAUAUAAGAGUCGAGCCCUUAACACGGGACAACUACGAUACGUGGCGUGAUAAGAUGGCACAAGCCUUGCUCACCAAAUGCGGACUAUGGGAUCAUGUAUGCAAGAGAAACCCUACGCAAGUAAGUCCUGAAGAAAUUAUAAAAUAUAAUGAAAAGGGCAGUCUAGCUUUGUCCGAAUUAUUACUAAUAAUAGCUCCUUCAGAAGUAAAGCAAGUAACGAGCUAUGGACAACUCGAAAAUAUUUACGAAACUAAAGGUCCGGCAAGAAAAGCGACUUUACUUAAAGAAUUACUUUUGCGAAAGAUGUUGGAUGGCGAUAAUAUAAUUGAUCACCCUAAUAAAUGUAUGAAUAACGUCGAUAAACUAGGUGACAUGGGAAUAGAAAUAAAUAAUGAUCUAUUGAGCAUAAUGCUACUAUACAGCCUCCCGCAAUCAUUUGAUUUUUUUUUUAAUGUGAGUAAUGAACAAAUUACUAGAAGGUGUACAUAG